This is a messenger RNA of Pisolithus orientalis, 1405 nucleotides long. RefSeq lists its product as uncharacterized. The transcript has 3 exons. Bases 101 to 1240 code for a protein of 379 amino acids. Lineage: Eukaryota; Fungi; Basidiomycota; Agaricomycetes; Boletales; Pisolithaceae. The record is from RefSeq and is a predicted model, not a curated record.
CAGUGCUGUUCCGCCCAAGACCUCGUUUAAACAAGAUCGACCACUCACCCCUCUUCCACUCGCUUACAGUGGUAAUUUACCCACGUUCAACCCCUAACACAUGAUGUCUACCGCCGAAGCUACGGCAUAUGAGGAAGGUUCUGUAGAAGGUUCCCUAGCGGAUCAAGAGCAGACUUCUCCGGAAUCUCACUCAAAUGCGAUACGCCCGAUGUCCUAUCCGAGCCCGCAUUGGGAACAAUCCAAAUAUCAGUACCAUGUGCCAAUGAAUCCGCUGGCACACACCACCUCGCGCAGAAGCUCUGGCACGCGUGGUGCCACUUCCUGCAUACACUCAUCAGGUCGUGCGCGCCUAAAUACAGUUACUGGAAACUCGCAAAACCCUGAGGAAAUCCCAACGCCAUCGUCUGCCCGUCGGUCCGUCGCCACGACUCGAGUUGGGACCGAUCACAAGGCUUCAUGGAAAGCACACUCCGUGUCUAGUGCCUGCUUCGAACAACCGCACCAACCUACGGACGUUGAAGCUGAUCCUGAGGCCAAUGGACUGCAUGAAGUUCACUGCCCCGCGCCUAUCCCUCCGCAUAUCUCAACCUUGCACUCAAUGCCAGGUCUACAUGCCAACCUGUAUGAGCACGUGCAAACUCCCUACGUGAAGAUGAUACUUGCAAUAGACUACAUUCCGAACUGGUACACGGUGAUAGCGGGACUCUCUACCUGGAUGUUGUUGGCUGGAUUUGUUCUGUUUCCGGGGACGUUCGCAUCGUGGGCGACUCGACCGACCGAUACUGCUGAAUAUGAGAUUGCGACGUUCAUCAGGAACAUGCCGCUACUUGUGAUUGCAUCGGUGUGUACAGGACUUGGGAGCGCAGCGAUGGUCUGGUUAUGGUGGCGGUGGAGACGAAACUACAUUUGGGUUGUUAGCCGGGUCUUCGUGCCCGGUCUUCUAAAUUCCGUCGCGGGGGUAAUUUCUACCGUAACGAACGCCUAUGAGACGCAAGGCAACUUGUCCAGCUCAAAUGUGCGGGCAACGAUUGUCGUCACAGGUACUGUUGCCGUGAUCUGCGGGGUUCUGGUGGUGAUAUACCAGUGGGUGUUCAUACGGCGUCUGAGAAAGGAGCAUGAGAGAAUAGAGGGGGAGAGGGAUGCUGGAAAGCGAAACGCGGGGGUGAUUGUGGAACAGAAGAGCGAGGAGGUACCGGUGCAGACGAGGGCUGAAACAUUCAGACCCUGGCGAUACGUGUAGCUGGUUUCAGUCGUUAUCCGAGUUGUUCCUUUAGUCACACGUGUAUUGAUGUAGCACUUUACUCUCGCAUUUGAGUCCGUCAUGCUUGUGAUCCAGCCGUCGUCGAGUUGAAGUAGACACCACCCGCGCCGGAUAGAAGUGACGACGUCAUCAAAUGAGCAGGGA